AUGACCACCUCUUUGACCAUUCCCUCUGCAUGCGAUUUCCAUUUGCAUCUUCGUCAAGGCGACAUGAUGCGUAUGGUCACUCCCAAAGUCGCUGAAGGCGGUGUUUCUUUGGCUUACAUUAUGCCCAACUUGCAACCUCCUAUCAAAACCACCGACGAAGCACUUGCCUACAAGAAGGAAUUGCAAGCAUUGGCCCCCAAUGUCACUUUCCUCAUGACUCUGUACUUGUCACCCGAGUUGACCGUCGAGGAAGUUCGCAAGGCCAGCAAGGCCGGUAUCCGAGGUGUCAAGUCUUACCCUCGAGGUGUGACCACCAACAGCGAGAGUGGUAUCGAAUCCUACGAAGUGUAUUACCCUGUGUUCAAAGCCAUGGAAGAAGAAGGUCUGGUGCUCAACUUGCACGGUGAAAUUCCCAGUGAUCACAACAACAAUGUUUGCGUGAUGAACGCAGAGGAGAAGUUUUUGCCCGAGCUUGAGAAAUUGCACAAGGCUUUCCCCAACCUUAAGAUCGUGCUCGAACACGCCACCUCUCAGGCCGCCGUCGAGAUGGUCAAGCGUCUGGGUGACACCGUCGCUUGCAGUAUCACUGUCCAUCAUUUACAACUGAUCGUGGACGAUUGGGCUGGUCAGGCUCAUCAUUUCUGUAAACCCGUCGCCAAGUACCCCAAUGAUCGUAACGCUUUGAGAGAAGUGGUCGCCAGCGGUCAUCCUCGUUUCUUCUUGGGUACCGAUUCCGCUCCUCACCCUAGCCACGCCAAGGAAUCCGCUCACGCUCAUGCGGGUGUCUUCACCACUCCUCUUGUCUUGCCCUACCUUGCCAAGAUCUUUGAAGAAAUUGGAUGUCUCGACAAGUUGGAGAAUUUUGCAUGCCAUUUCGGAAAACAAUUCUAUCAGGUGACCCAAAAGGACGGAUUUGAGACCGCCACAGUGACGCUUGUCAAGGAAGACAAUGUGGUUGUCCCUCAGCAAUAUGCUAUUGCCACCGAUCCUUCCACUCAAGGUGACCUCGGUGCCGUGGUACCUUUUUUGGCCUCCAAGAACAUUGGCUGGAAGAUUGCCAAGAACUUUUGUUAA
Messenger RNA from Radiomyces spectabilis, 1074 nucleotides. RefSeq names its product dihydroorotase, homodimeric type. Gene Ontology annotation, biological process: 'de novo' pyrimidine nucleobase biosynthetic process; pyrimidine nucleotide biosynthetic process. The record is from RefSeq and is a predicted model, not a curated record. The coding region runs from base 1 to 1074 and encodes 357 amino acids. The transcript has 4 exons. Lineage: Eukaryota; Fungi; Mucoromycota; Mucoromycetes; Mucorales; Radiomycetaceae. Gene Ontology annotation, cellular component: cytoplasm. Gene Ontology annotation, molecular function: dihydroorotase activity.